This is a messenger RNA of Chiloscyllium plagiosum (whitespotted bambooshark), 1890 nucleotides long. Lineage: Eukaryota; Metazoa; Chordata; Chondrichthyes; Orectolobiformes; Hemiscylliidae. The record is from RefSeq and is a predicted model, not a curated record.
AUGGUUCCAUUCCUCUUCAUAGGUCAUGGGAUCGGGCUGACAAUGAGCCACCAUCACACAGCAAACAGGAGCAACAUCCUGAAGUACUUUGAGUCAGCGCUGAGGGGAUCACCCCGUGAGAAGGGCCGCCCCCCCUCGGCCGUCACGAACACGCGUCCUGCACCAGGACAGACCUGCAACGCGGCCGUCAAAGUGAAGCGCAGGAAGACGCGGCGAGAGCUGAACCGUGCCAAGUUUGGCCGGGACCUUGACGAGAAGCCACCUCGACGCAAACCCUGGGCUCAGCGAGCGGGCAAAGCCAGCGGGUGUCACUGCCAGCGGGUCAGGGCUGAGCCGGGGGCUGCUGCCAAACCCUCCGCCUGUUCCAGUUGGGUGAUCACCCAGAACCGCCUCACCCAGCGGCACCUGGGCAUCUUCAACAAGGAGGUCAAGUCUGUCGCCGCCGAGAGGCUCCCCCUGAGCGACGGGCAAGGUGAUGCCGGAGAGCCUGCACCCCAAACUGCCAAGGACGCCUCGCUGGGCGGCACACCUCUGCCAGGGAAGGAAGUCACCCCGCUGCCGGCCCCCGUGGAGGAACCGAGGUCCCCGACACCAGAGCCAGCGAGGAAGGGGUGCCAACCGACAGUCACACACCGACCCCCCGCACCCGUCGACGAGGUGGCACAGAAGCUCCUCCGGGCCCUGGGCACCCAGCGGGCAUUCCCAGGUCAGACCCUGGUGCGGCAGACGCAGCAGCAGCUGCUGGAGCUCCUGGUCAAGAGGCAUGGACGCUGGGCAACGAGGCUGCUGGAGGGCAACACUUCUGCCACCAACGCCCCAGAGAUACCAUGGCCACAUUCAGGCACCGACCCACCUAAAGGGCACGUCAUUGCCAGUAACACCUCACCUUCGGGGGACCAGCUAACACAGAAGACCUCCCUGGUCCGCAAGGAGCGGGAUUGUGAAUUUCCUGUGCAUUCAACACCACUGAUGAUGAAUCACGUUUGGUAUAGACAGCAGCAGAGCGACGGUUUCUCAGUAUGUGUCCAUGCUGCCACUGCCACAGCCUCUCCAGCCCCUUGUCUCCAGCAGGAAGUGACUGACGGAGCCACUCUGAUCACUGCCUCUCAGGCCAGUCACCAUCUCCUGAGGCCUAGGAGUCAGGUCCAGGAGAGGCCUACAUCGCAGCACUGCGCCAGGCCUCAGCAAAUGUGCUUUUGGGCAAACGCUGGGCCCUUGCAGACAGCCCGAGUGGGUGGUGCCAUUUUUCCGAGCCCUGUCCUCUCCCCGAGCCGGUCAGAGAGCGCCUGGGAUCUGCUGACCAGAGCAGUGAGCGGGAUGGAGAGGAACUGUGGCCUGUCUCCGCUGCCACCAGCCGCCAGCACACCCGAAGGUCAGCUCUUCACUCUGGGGAAGGACAGCGGCUUCCGGGCGAGAUGCUGGGAGGCCCGGGAUGGACCAGGCCGCAGCCACUUUCCCAAACGGUUACAGGGCCCUACCACUGGCGAUCCCGAGGGGCACAGGAUCAGGGGUCUGCCCUUAGGAGACAUUGGCAACUUGUACCGCCCACAGGUGUUGGAGGGGGCCACUGAGUCAGCCACCGGUACCAGGGGGCGCCAGUCCAUCUGUGGCAGUGCCGGUCUGGACCCCUGGCUGUGGCCAGCUCAGGCCCAAGCAGGGGCUUUGCCGCUUCCCCUGGCCUUUUAUUACCCACCGUCAGGGGCCUUGGAGUGGGCUGACUCUCCAGUGCCAGGCUGGGGCAGAGCCUCUCAGACACCCACCUGGAAGCCCACAAGCCCUGAGCCCUGGGUCUACCCCAGGAUGAAGCUGUACUGACCACUGACUGGGCAGGGGGCACUGCCUGGUCUGACCACUGCGUGGGGGGAGGGGAGGGUGCACUAACCACUGCCC